Puntigrus tetrazona (Sumatra barb) is the source of this 2399-nucleotide messenger RNA. RefSeq names its product UDP-glucuronosyltransferase 2C1-like. Bases 291 to 1868 code for a protein of 525 amino acids. The transcript is spliced from 6 exons. NCBI's taxonomy places the organism in Eukaryota, Metazoa, Chordata, Actinopteri, Cypriniformes, Cyprinidae. Gene Ontology annotation, molecular function: UDP-glycosyltransferase activity. The record is from RefSeq and is a predicted model, not a curated record.
AUUUUUAAAUGUUUCACAGAAUUGUCUUAUAGCUGAAAUAUAUCCUACAAUGAAAGCAUCAGCAAAUCAACUACAGAAUCCAGGUUAGACCAUGGAUUGCCACUGAGUAUACUUACUUUUAAAGAAAAAGGGGAAAAGGUUAAUGAAACAAGUGUUGCAAAGUUUAAUGAUUUAUGAAAAAUAUGUCACUUUGACACGUAUUGGUUUAACUGUAUACUUGGUAAAGAAUUAUAGUUUUAGGAAUAUAGUUGAAGGACAGUAAGUGAUCAUACGCUCAGUUGCUGGUAAUCAUGAGAUUCAUCAUCUUUGUUCUUUAUCUACUUGCUGCGUUUGGUCAUGGAAAAUGUGGGAAUGUUUUAGUUUGGCCUACUAGAGGCAGUCACUGGAUCAAUUUGAAGAUAAUUUUAGAAACAUUGAUCGACAAGGGACACAAUGUCACAGUUCUGGUGCCGAAUCCCUCUCCUUUCAUGGAUACCAAAGAAUCGGAUCGCUUCUCCUACCAGCACUUCAGUCUGUCCAUUACCACACAGGACUUGCAAGACUUCUUUCAUGAACUUUUGCAUUUCUCAGUGUAUGAGACUGAUCAGUUAAACUUCCUGCAGAUUCAAAUUAAAUUCUACGAAUUUGCUUCCAAACAUCAGGAAAUAUCCUUGUCAUACUGUGACGGUAUUCUCAAAUCUCCAGAGUUGAUGGAUAAAUUGCGAAAUGGAAAGUUUGACGUUCUUCUGUCAGAUCCACUCUUACCAUGCAGCGAUAUUGUGGCUGAAGUCCUAAAUCUUCCCUUGGUUUAUACUUACCGAUUCUCCAUAGCUCAUGUUCUAGAGCGGAUGUGUGGUCAGAUACCAGCUCCUCCAUCAUUUGUUCCUGGAGCCAUGAGCAAACUCACGGAUAAGAUGAGCUUCACAGAGCGAAUCAUCAAUAUUCUCUUCUACCUGUCUGUAGAUCUUACUUGGAUUAUUGCUUUGAAAAAGUUUGACAACUAUUACACCGAAUAUUUAGGACGGCCCACUUCAUAUUGUGAGAUGAUGGGUAAAGCUGAUAUUUGGUUAAUCAGAACCUACUGGGAUUUUGAGUUUCCUCGGCCAUUCGUGCCCAACUUUAAAUAUGUUGGAGGUCUUCACUGCACCCCUGCCAAACCAUUACCAGAGGACAUGGAGGAGUUUGUACAGAGCUCAGGGGAUGAUGGGAUUGUGGUCUUCACUCUGGGGUCUAUGAUAGACAAAAUGCCCAAAGAGACGAGCAAUAAGAUCGCCUCCGCUCUGGCACAGAUUCCACAGAGGGUCUUGUGGAGAUAUAAUGGAGAGAAGCCAGAUACUUUUGGUGAAAACACCAGAAUCUAUAAGUGGCUCCCUCAGAAUGAUUUAUUGGGUCACCCCAAAACCAGAGCGUUCAUCACUCAUGGAGGCACUAACGGCGUAUAUGAGGCCAUAUAUCAUGGAGUUCCAAUGGUCGGGAUCCCCUUGUUUGGUGACCAGACUGAUAAUUUGGUUCAUGUGAAGGCCAGAGGGGCUGCUGUUAGCAUAGACAACAUCAAGACCAUGGAGCCACAAGACCUGGUGGAUGGACUCAAUGCCGUCAUUAAAAACUCCUCGUAUAAAGAGAACGCUAUGCGUCUGUCCAGGAUUCAUCAUGACAGACCAGUGAAGCCUUUGGAUGAGGCUGUGUUCUGGAUUGAGUUUGUUAUGCGUCAUAAAGGAGCUAAACACCUGCGUGUCGAGGCCCACAAUCUUACCUGGUACCAGUACCACUGUCUGGAUGUGUUCGCUUUUCUCAUCACUGUCCUGACUGUAGUCCUCUACGUCUUCUUUAAAUUGUGCAAAGUCUUCAUAACGCGCUGCUGUUUUAGAGGAAAAAGCAAAAAAGAGUGAUUGAUUUUAACUGAUACAAAAUUGUAUUGCCAGUAGGAAAUAUCAGUUUAUGUUUCAAUGACUCGUUUUAUAAUGAAUUGUAUUGAAUUGUAUUGAACAAAGAGUCACAGAUAUUUAUUGUGUCUGUGAUUACAUUAAGAGACAGAAAAACUGAUAUUUACUCCUGGUAGACUAAAGCAAAAUUACAAAAAUCAGUGUUUAGAAAACAUUUCUAACAUGACUUUUGCUGAGUACUGUAUAAACAUUAUCUCAAAAGCUUGAGGUCAAUAAGAUUUUUUAAAUGUUUCACAGAAUUCUCUUAUAGCUGAAAUAUAUCCUACAAUGAAAGCAUCAGCAAAUCAACUACAGAAUCCAGGUUAGACCAUGGAUUGCCACUGAGUAUACUUACUUUUAAAGAAAAAGGGGAAAAGGUUAAUGAAACAAGUGUUGCAAAGUUUAAUGAUUUAUGAAAAAUAUGUCACUUUGACACGUAUUGGUUUAACUGUAUACUUGGUAAAGAAUUAUAGUUUUAGGAAUAUAGUUGAAGGACAG